UUUGAAUAUUUUUCUUCAUUUAUCGCCCAUAUGACGGGAGGUAUUUUUUUAAAAUAAAGUUUCAAUAACAAAUUUAUGUAUCAUCGUAAUAGUAGUAUACAACAAAAUUGAUUCACUUGAUGAUUUAACAAUGAGCUCAAACCACGAGAAGGUCGGUAUAUUUCGGCUUUUCGUCGUAUCGAAAUGUUUUGAUUCUAUCACCGCCAAAGAGCAUCGAAUAGCCAUAAAGAAUUACACGAGUCCCGAAUUCGAGGAUUUGACAAGCGCUUUGAAGGAAGUCUACCCGACCAUGGAUUACGGCACAUACUCGUUAUAUUGCAGAUCUGGAAUGGACGAAUUGUGCCCAAUCGUCGAUUAUUCCUCGUUAGUGGUUGCUCUCAAAGAGAUGGUACGCAAUAGCGGAGCCCACUUGUACUUGAUCAAAAACGAUAUCAGAAGAUGGCUGGACGCGAGGCCGCAAUUAAGACGACAUCCAAACCAGAUCAAAUUAACGGUUGAGUAUGUCUCCAAAAAGAAGUUACAUGAAGAAAAUAAGGUCAGUCAAGCGUGUCAAUAUGAAAAUGUACCCACCUCGCCGAACAAAACCUCCUCCAAAAUAAAGUUACAUCAUACUAAGAAGAACCCUCGAAAGUUAAAAACAAAAUGACUAAUGAAAAAUUUAUAAAAACAUAUGAACUUGUAUACCUUGA
Cimex lectularius (bed bug) is the source of this 689-nucleotide messenger RNA. RefSeq lists its product as uncharacterized. The transcript has 3 exons. The coding region runs from base 131 to 646 and encodes 171 amino acids. The record is from RefSeq and is a predicted model, not a curated record. Lineage: Eukaryota; Metazoa; Arthropoda; Insecta; Hemiptera; Cimicidae.